Molecule: messenger RNA, 984 nt
Organism: Mus pahari (shrew mouse)
Lineage: Eukaryota; Metazoa; Chordata; Mammalia; Rodentia; Muridae
Exons: 2
Coding region: 33-524 (163 amino acids)
Source: RefSeq, a predicted model, not a curated record
AGCCAUAGGCGGCAGGCUGAGAAAAAACAGGCAUGAGUGACCAAGGUGGUAAAGUGGUACAAAAACAGAACCCAGCUCUGCCUGCCUCAGCGGUCUCUGAAAGACCUUGCCCAAAGACGAACCAACCAGCCUGGCUCAUCAACGACAAGAGUGACCGGGGUUGGGCAACAGCGGCAACUCGGGCGGAGUUUGAGCUGGACACACAGGCAGGCAGUGCUCUGGCUGGGCAGUACCAGGCAGCGAUGGAAACAAGACACGGAUUUCUUGGCUCCGACCCCCGCGGCACCCCAGAUCCUAGGCUGACCUGUGACCCCCCGCAGCCCCUGCCCACCCCCACCCAACACCACCCCCACCCGGUCCUUAGAGAUCGCGCAGCCGGCGCGCUUGCGGAGGGAGGAAAGUCCCGCCGGACCCACUCACGGCGCCGCGGAACCCCCGAAGCUGACCACGUGCACGAAGGCGGAAGCGGGCAAGCGUUGGAAGGCGGCCGAAGGCGGACAAAAGUCUUUCUGGGACGCGCCUAGCGGGGUGGACCCAGUGGGUGGGGCUUCCCACCAGAAUCCUAGCCAGUCUAGAUGCAGAGUUCUCCGGAGAAGGGAAAGCUCAGCGUUGGCGCGGCUUGAAAAGUGAAACCACCUCAUUAAAAUAUGCAGGUUAGGAAUGCACCAGGGAGCCACUCAGCAAACUGCAGAUGCCCAGAUAGCCCCAGCACCGACUCAGUGCUACUGAGCAGGCCCUUGCCUGGCCCAUGGCACCAACCCUGGCAUUGGGAGAUCACAGAUGCUCUCGCAGUUACACCACUGGCUUUGUGGUGUGUGGACCAUCAAGUUUCCCAGCGUUUGUUAUUUCCAGAAGCUGCUCCAAUUUCCGGAUGCUGAUAUGUGUUUAAUGACGUAAAACCAUCUCACUAUGUAGCCCUGACCCGCCUGGAAAUCUCUCUCAUAUAUAUCCUCCCAGAUGCUGGGGUUAAAGGUGUGUACCACC